This is a messenger RNA of Symsagittifera roscoffensis, 1988 nucleotides long. RefSeq lists its product as uncharacterized. NCBI's taxonomy places the organism in Eukaryota, Metazoa, Xenacoelomorpha, Acoela, Convolutidae. The transcript has 9 exons. The record is from RefSeq and is a predicted model, not a curated record. Gene Ontology annotation, biological process: signal transduction. The coding region runs from base 193 to 1944 and encodes 583 amino acids.
AAUAUCGAUAGUUCAAUAAGAAUGCAUAAUGUUAGCCAUGCUGUAUAUAAACUAAUAUUGACUCUGAACUGUUAUUAAUUUUGCAUUACUGAACCGAUGAAUUGAUUUGGUUUAAUGGUUACCACCUUACUGUGUCUUUAACCACUUGCCGUCAUUCUUAGAACAGUUUGUAACCAGUUUUGCACGAGUGCGAUGGCAAGCUCAGUUUUGACCGAAAUACGCCAGGAGAUACGGUGCUUGUCUGACGCACGCUCUACGGUCGACCAGAAAACUUCAAUAUCUGCAAUUCUGGUCCGACUUGAAUUGUUCAUUUCGGAAAAUCCUUACUUCUACGAAAACGAAGCCAACACUACAGACGUGUUGAAAUUACUGGAGGACGAAUUGAAAGGGAACUGCAAUCUGAAGACAAUUUUGCGGACUGCAGUCGAGUUUGAACACGUGGAGAGUUUGCUCAAAAGUGAGAGUGUGAAGGUCAAUGUGUUCACGCUUUCUAUCCUGGCCACAACAUGCUCAUAUGACCAGCAGGACUGGCAAGUAGUGGAUGAUAAACCUGAUGUCGCCUCUCUUGAGCUGUUCCGGAAAGUGUUACCUUAUGUAGAUUUUAUUUUGAAGCGCCUCUCUUCUGUCAAAAACGACCCCGAAACAAUUCUUUCGUUUUGGCGCUCGCUGGCCAUUUUCGCUGAAAAGGACGAAAACAAAGAGCUACUUGUAAGACAAUCGAAAGUGCUCGAGUAUAUUCCGAGAUUCCUGAGACUUGAAUAUGGCAGUGAAAUUCGAUCGACAAUUCUGGAACUUCUUUGGGGUUUGGGCUUCCUGGAAAAAAACAGAGAUCUGAUUAGAAAAAACUCUGAAAUUGCUAUUAAGUUACUCGAUUUGGAAGGAGGCAACGACCAAAAAAUAUCAACAUUAGCUAAAAAUGUUACCUGGCAGCUCGAUUCAAACAAAAGCCAGAGUGAUUCUACAUUGGGUGGUGGGGGUGGAAAAAGAAGAAAGAAAUCCAACUGGUUGUUGAUCUAUUUUGGGUCAAUCUCAGUUUUGGUCAUGUCAGUUGUGCUCUUCUUGCUCUUCUCUGCCAGCAGUUUUACAUCAUCUGAAAAAAAUGUCACGUACAACGAGAGAGUGUCAUUAAUUUCGACACCACCACAGCAGCAGCAAAAAAUCAAAAGGGACAAUAAAGAGAAGAUAACUACUGCCAAAUUCUCUGACGCGGUCGUAAAACCAAAAAUUGGACACAAGCUCCCAGGUUUAGUCAAGGAAGCUCUUGUCGAUGCUCUUGGAUUAAAGAAUCCGAAGCAAAAUUUGGCUGACUAUCAGAACCAGGGGGAGCAAGAAGCUCAAUCCACAUUUGCUACCGAUAUCCACAAGUGGUUCUUUUUCUGCCUGGUCUCUCUUCUGCUGCACGCAUUCAUAGGCGUCGCUUUCAAGGUCAUCGGAAGCAGAAGAAGACGCAAUCUGCAGCAGAGGUCCACUCAAGUUCAAGGCCAAAAUCAGGCGCAAAGUCAGGCGAAUGACGACAAAGACAGCAGUCAACAUGUCAUGAUAAGCUACUGUUGGGCGCAGCAGCCGGUGGCUCUGAAGUUGCGAGACCGACUGAGAGAGAUGGGUGUUGCGGUGUGGCUGGACGUGGAGAGGAUGGAGGGGUCGCUUCUGCAGAGGAUGGCGGAGGCGGUCGAGAACUCCUACGCUGUCAUCGUCUGCGUCAGUCAUGAGUACAGCAAAAGUCAGGCUUGCAGGUCCGAGGCGGAAUACAGCUACACGCGUAAGAAGACAGUGGUUCCGGUGAUUGUACAGCAGGGCCCCUUGCCCCCCUCAGGCUGGCUGCCCCUCCUCAUAGCCGGAAAGCUUUACUACAACGUAUACGACGACAACAAACUCAGAGAGGAGUUUCCAAGACUCCAUUCUUACAUUCAGAAAUUGCAGACCGGCAAAAUGCACUCCCAAUAAUUACAUAGAGUGCUCUGACAACCUACUCAAAUAUCUUUUGCUCA